Symbiodinium pilosum is the source of this 1395-nucleotide messenger RNA. NCBI's taxonomy places the organism in Eukaryota, Dinophyceae, Suessiales, Symbiodiniaceae. The record is from the annotation of a GenBank genome assembly.
AUGACUCCUUGGAGCCCGGUCUGGACUCUGGGUGCGAGGGCGGGCCACGAUGUGCCCCUCAUGCUCUACCUCCUGGAUGAGCUGGGCUACCCCGACAUGGACGGCAUCAAGUCGGACCUCACAGAGGGCUUCGACAUGAUAGGGCGCAUUUGGCUGACCGGGCUGGCCUGCGCCAGGUGCAAGGGACCGCCGGGCUGGCCGCGGCGAUGUGUCCCUGCUGCCAACUUCCACGGGCUCCACCGCCUCAUCGACCCACCUCGUGAAUAUAUCGGCUCGGCUGGCCCAACAAGGCGAAACAGUCAGGCUCUGGGCAACGCCUACGCAGCAGCCCGGGCGGUCCCAUGUGGUCCAAGGGGUCCAGCUCAGCCUGGGACGCGACGGCGCCACGCGCUGACGGAGAGGCGCCUCAAGAAGAUCCUCGGCAUCAUUGAGGCGGCCACUCAGGAGAAUCGCCUCACCCCGGUGGGGCGGGCGGCGGUGGCGCCCAUUUACGCCAGAUCUGGCGCCCACUCGGGCGACAAAUCCGAGCUCACUCCUGGGCUCCAGGCCGCACUCCUGGCCAUUGCGGCGCUGCUGCAACAGGUCCCACCUCGCCUGGUACCAUUCACCGCCCCGCGGGCGGUCAACUGCAUGGUGUACGCCGACGCCUUCUUCUUGGAAGGCGAGCUCCGACACAAAGCAGGAUGGGUGCCAGCCAAUGCCCCGGUGGCACAUCACCACCGAAGCGCCAGCGGCUGGGGCUACGUCGUCCGGGUGGGCGACACCGCAUGGUAUGACUCCGGCUCAGUGCCGGCCUGGUUCGUGCGGAAAUUCGACACCAGGCGAGCCUACGAGGUCCUCGCUCAAAUCCUCGCAGUCGUGACCCUCGCCGACGUCCUGGGCGAGGAUUGGGUGGCCUUCAUAGACAACGCUGCAGGCCAGUGGGCGCUCAAUAAGGGCUACGGUCGAGACCCAUCAGUCAACGGCCUACUCUCCGCCUUCUGGUUCCUGGCGGCAAUGCAUUCAUGGAGGCCUACCUUCCAUCGAGUGACCUCGGAGGAUAACAUCGCCGACCCGAUAUCUCGGGCGGACUGCACCAUCGCCGUCCGCCUGGGCUGGUCCUGGUUCCUCACUAUCUCCGUGGCUUUCGUCGCAUCAGCGUUGUCACCACUGCUGGCCAAGUCCAUGCCUCUAAAGGCUGAAUACGACCUCUCUGCCCACGCCCAUGGCCAGUAUGCCGUAGUAAAGGGCCAACGACGCGUCGAUCUUGCUUUCACUUUACAGUUGCAUGCUGAGAAAUGCACUGAGUGGUCAGUGGGCAUGCUCAUUUGCCGCAUUGACACUGAGAAAGCUUAUGACGCAGUCUCCUGGAAAAUUGUUCAACAUAUGAAUGUCGCAAUUUCAUUGGCAAUGUGA